Molecule: messenger RNA, 1068 nt
Organism: Microthlaspi erraticum
Lineage: Eukaryota; Viridiplantae; Streptophyta; Magnoliopsida; Brassicales; Brassicaceae
Source: the annotation of a GenBank genome assembly
AUGUCUGAUUUUUCCUCCAGUCAUGACUCUCCACCUUCUCCGGCGAUCGCCGGCGACUCAGUAACCACCGUGGCAAACGAUUCAUCACCAUCCGAUUCCAAUGCGAAAUGUCAAACAGCUAUACAAACCUUAGCCUCCAUCGUCACAACAACAAAUAUUCCUUCCACGAUCUCUCUCCUCCUCGAUGAUGACUCUGUCUCGGCCGCGAUUUCCUCUCUUCUCCACCGUCCCGAUUCAGGCGCCGGUGAUAAUAACCUCUGCCGUUGGCUUUACGACACCUUCCAAUCCACGGAACCAUCGCUCCAGCUUCUCGUCCUCCGUUUCGUUCCUCUGAUCGCUGGCCUCUACCUCUCCCGCGUCCCUCUCCGGCAACCACAAGCCGGAUUCGAAGCCGUCUUGCUCGCUCUAUACGCGCACGAGACAACCUCACGCGCCGGUCAGGCGAUAACGGUCAACAUUCCCGAUCUCUCUCACCCCAGCAUUUACCACGAAUCCAAAGGCCCCACGAAGAACAACUCAACGUGCCUCAACAUCGCCGUCAUCUCCUCCACGCUCGAUCCGCACGGUACGGUGAGAUCCACACGCCGCGCGAGGAUCGUCGGAGUCGCGCUGGAGCUUUACUACAGCAAAAUCUCGAGAAUGCCGCGCGAAUCCAAGCUCAAUUUCUGCGAAUCGUGCGAGAAAUGGGCGGGGCAAAACGGAGAGACGGAGCACUCACGAGCUGUGAUCCCUACGUUAAGCGACGAUUCGUGGAGAGACGAAGAGAACGUGGCCAUUGUAGGAAGAUCUGAGAGAGACAGCGGACGGAUUCCAUUGCCAUGGGAGCUUGUACAGCCAAUUUUGAGGAUCUUAGGGCACUGCCUCAUGGGGCUCAAAGGGGAAGACAGAGAAGUGGCGGAGGCGGCGAACAAAGCAUGUCAGAGUUUGUAUCUCCGAUCUCUGCACGAUAUUAACCCUAAGGCGAUUCUGGCUGCAGGGAGUCUUCUCCGGCUACGAGAGAUGGCUCUUGAUCCCAAAAACCAGAUCGAUCACACUGACAUAUCAAACGACACCGUUCUCUCCGUCUGA